Messenger RNA from Neoarius graeffei (lesser salmon catfish), 3118 nucleotides. RefSeq names its product kelch-like family member 3 (gene klhl3). The coding region runs from base 268 to 2031 and encodes 587 amino acids. The record is from RefSeq and is a predicted model, not a curated record. The transcript has 15 exons. NCBI's taxonomy places the organism in Eukaryota, Metazoa, Chordata, Actinopteri, Siluriformes, Ariidae. Gene Ontology annotation, molecular function: protein binding.
GAGAUGGUCCUCAGACCUGACUUUCAGCAUGUAAACAAUAUUCAGCUGACAUUCAGCUUCACUGAAACACCAAGCAAAUUAACCCGCGGCCAAGUGCACAACCUGGAACUGUGGCUGGGAAAAAUAUCACCCUGGCCGGCCUUAGCGAAACGAAGAGCGGGAUAAACAGGCGGUUAUGAGGCGCGUGCUGCAGCCGGUUGAACGGGAGAGCUAGCUAGCUUUAGCAAACCUGCCACCGUUAGCCGCAGUGCUAGUGUUCCGGAAAUAAUGGAGUUUGUCGGGAGCCAAGCUCCAUCCGGGACGGUGUUGGAGUUGGACGAGGAUGGGAGAGAGCCAGGGAUGCACAGCUCCAAUCACAUGCACAUGAGGAAAGCAUUCAAGAUCAUGAAUGACCUGAGAAGCAGGAAGAUGCUUUGUGAUGUGCUGCUGGUAGCCGGUGAAGAAGAGAUUCCUGCCCAUAAAGUGGUGCUGGCUUCCUGUAGUCCCUACUUCUGCGCUAUGUUUACAGGAGAAAUGAGUGAAAGUAAAGCCUCGUGUGUGGAGAUAAGGGACGUGGAUGGACAGACUCUCAGGAAAUUAGUGGACUAUAUUUAUACAGCGGAGAUCGAAGUAACGGAGGACAACGUGCAGGUGCUGCUGCCGGCAGCCAGCUUACUGCAGCUAAUGGAGGUGAGACAGGUGUGUUGCGAGUUCCUGCAAGCCCAGCUCCACCCCAGCAACUGCCUGGGCAUCCGUGCCUUCGCUGACCUGCACACCUGCACUGACUUGCUUAGCCAGUCUCAUGCCUACGCUGAGCAGCAUUUUACCGAGGUCAUGCUGGGAGAAGAGUUUAUGGGUCUUUCCCUGCAGCAGGUGUGCAGUCUCAUCUCCAGUGACAAGCUGACUGUUUCUACUGAAGAAAAGGUGUUUGAAGCCAUGAUUACAUGGAUAAAGCAUGAUAAGGAAGCACGAUUAGAGCACAUGCCAAAGCUCAUGGAGCAUGUUCGCCUGCCCCUGUUGUCUCGAGAUUAUCUGGUUCGGAUUGUAGAGGAGGAGGCCUUGAUAAAAAACAACAACACAUGUAAGGAUUUCCUGAUUGAAGCCAUGAAGUACCACCUGUUACCUGCUGACCAGCGGCACCUGAUAAAGACAGACAGGACCCGGCCACGCACACCUGUUAGCUUGCCUAAGGUAAUGAUUGUGGUAGGUGGUCAGGCCCCUAAAGCCAUACGCAGUGUCGAGUGCUAUGACUUCCAGGAGGAUCGCUGGUACCAGGUGGCUGAUCUGCCCUCAAGACGCUGCCGAGCAGGGGUGGUGUUUAUGGCUGGUAAGGUUUAUGCAGUGGGCGGCUUUAAUGGUUCUCUGCGUGUGAGGACAGUGGACGUGUACGAUGGUGUGAGGGAUCAGUGGAGUGCAGUUCCCAGCAUGCAGGAGCGUCGCAGCACGCUGGGAGCUGCCGUGCUGGGGGACCUGCUCUAUGCUGUCGGGGGGUUUGACGGCAGUACAGGUUUGUCCUCUGUGGAAGCGUACAACCCCAAGACUAAUGACUGGGUUUUUGUGGCUCCUAUGAACACCAGGAGAAGCAGUGUGGGGGUGGGAGUGGUGGACGGUAAGCUGUAUGCUGUAGGGGGUUAUGAUGGUGCCUCUCGCCAGUGUCUCAGCACUGUAGAAGAGUAUGAUCCAGUAACUAACAAAUGGGACUAUGUAGCUGACAUGAGCACGAGACGCAGUGGAGCAGGUGUAGGAGUGCUUAAUGGGCAGCUGUAUGCAGCAGGGGGACAUGAUGGUCCACUUGUGAGGAAGAGUGUAGAGGUGUUUGACCCAGCCACGAACACCUGGAGGCAGGUGUGUGAUAUGAACAUGUGCAGAAGGAAUGCAGGAGUGUGUGCCAUAAACGGCCUGUUGUACGUUAUCGGUGGGGACGAUGGCUCGUGCAACCUGUCCUCUGUGGAGUUCUACAACCCUGCUACUGACAAGUGGAGUCUGAUUCCUACUAACAUGAGCAACGGACGCAGCUAUGCAGGGGUGUCGGUUAUUGACAAGCUGUUAUGACGAAGAGCUGUGGUGAGCAGGAGCUCGCUGACUGAAGCGAAGGGCCGAGGUAGACAUACCGUCAUUUAAAGCUGCUCUGUGGGAGGAAUGUCUCUCUGCUCUGGUCACGCUGAGCCUGUGCUCACCAUGACGGUGCGUAAAUCAUGGCAGACUGACCACUAAAAUGGCCUCACACGCUCUCCAAAUGUGCCAUCUGCUUCUGCUGAUUAUCAAAGGCCACAAAUUAUCAGCAAAAAUGGCCUGGCUGGAGCAAGCAGGGUUUAAAGGGCGGGCGGAGUGGAGUGGAGUGGAGUGGAGUGAAGCAGCCUUUCAGCCUGGUGCGCAGUUACAGAGUGGACCAUCUUUCUGCUCAACUACUGAUUUAAACACACUGUAAGUCCAUUUCUGUCAUCCAGGCACCAUGCAACUUCCAAGGCUGAAAUGGGUUUGUGCUCUACAGCCAAGCGAUAAUGUAUAUCCUCCAUCACAGCCUUCAGCCUCAACAUCACUACUGUAAGCUGAAACGGCUUGCGUCACUGAACGUCAUCAGUUUCUUUAGUUUACUUUCCAGUUUUCAACUUAACAGAGUUUAUCAUGGGAUAGAUGCACUGUAGAAGCAACUCUACAAAGCAAUUAACCAGAGACUGAUUAUAGCCAGCUGCUUUUGUGCCAUAACCUGUUGAAUAUUUUGCACAUCUGUGCCGGGACACAGAGAAACAGGUCAUUAAUACUAUACUAUAAUAAACACUAGUUUAUUAGGUGCACUAAACCUUUAUCAUUUUAUACAUUGAACUGAGAUAAAUAUCAUAUUACAAGGUCAGAAGGAUGCCGUCGGCAUGUUUAACAGUUAUUCCACGAAAUUGAGUCGUAUAUGAGCCGAUAGCCGACGACUAUACGCCGUGUACGACGAGAUUGAGUGGAAUAACUGUUUUAUUCUAUCUACAUUCACUGGAGUUUGAGAAACGGAGCAUUUUUAUUUUUUGCAAAUUCGAUCAAUAAAAACUUCAUACAAAACGUCCAUCAAAAUAAUUUCCUGUAAACAAACUGGUGAAAUAGCAAGAGCAAUUUGUGAAAAUGCAAUAAUAAUAAUAAUAAUAAUAAUAAUAAU